GACCAGACAGGCCCGGAGGGCGUGUGAGGCUCCAACCGCCUGGCGAGGCAGGAAGUCGCCUGGUGAGGCAGGAAGUCGGUCCCCAGCUGUCCCCAGGGGGUCCCCGCUGUGUGUGCUCCAGCCCCCACGCGGCAGGGGCCACGCUCUGUUGUGUUCCAUCUGGGACUCAGCAGUCAGAGGGUCUCGUCCCAUGCCCCCACUUAGGCUUCGUUCCAGGGGACCCCUCAGCGAUGUCCCCAGCUCCUCCUCUCUUCCUGAUCAGCGUCCCUGGCCUUCCGUGCCUCCCUGCCCCCACCUGUGCCUCUCCAGCCUGCUGGGCUGCCGCCCAGCUGCCUGCCUGGCCGUCCUCCCUGGCUCCCCCUCUGCGGCGCUGCUGGCCACACCCCCUGCCCCCUCCAUCCAGGCCUCUGAUCCGCCUGUGGACUCAGAGGUCGCGGGCGCCCGGCACAGGCCCCUGGGGCCGAGGACAGACCGCAGCCCCCGGGCCCCCAGAGGCCUCCCCCAGCCUGAGCAGCAGAGCCCCCCCAGGGCAUGGGGGUGGGCAGCCCCCCCAGGUACGUGCCCACUCCCUCCUUCUGCUGCCCCCACCCUCCCCCCUCGGCCCAACACCCGUCUCCCCGGCCCCUGCCCUGACCGUGGCCCCUCGAGGAGCCGCCGAGACCCAGGUUUGCUGCCUGUAGCUCUGCCCACCCAUGCUGGGGGCACUGCCUGUGCUCGCUGCACCCGACCCUCCUGGCUUCUGCUUCUCACCCCAUGGCUUGCACCUCCCCAGGCAAGGUCUCCUGCCCGCCCCAGCCCCCUUGGUCUCUGCUCCCCAAUUCAGGUCCUCGCCCCCCCCCCCGGCCCUGCUCCUCCUGCCAAUUUCUCUUCCUCAGGCUCCCUCCCAAGCCCGCCUCUCCCUGCCCAUCUCUGGGCCUGCUCUGUCUGCAGCCUCUGCCCCACCCCUCUUCCCCACUCUGCUCCCACUCGCUGUGGGGACCCCCGUUAUGGGGGAGGGGAGUGGGGGGAUGCCCCCGCCUCAGGAAGAGCAUGGAACCCUCUGCGGGGGGAGGGGCGGGGCCUCUUGGCUGCAGAUUAGACAGUGACUUUGACACGGAGUUGAAGCACCUUAAGCCCUGUGUCUCCUUUAUAUGGAAACCUUAAGCUGCUCUCGCAGGUCAGCUGCAGGGGGUGGGGCCCUCGGGCUUGGGAUCCCGCUCGCUCCCGCCCUACCUUGUUCCAAGUCUGGGAGCCGGGCCGCGUUGGGCACGCAGAGCCCCCCGCAGGUGCAGCGUCCGGUGGCUUUGUGAGGUGAACACAGGUCGGCCUCGCGGGCUGAGGAGGGCCAGGCCUGGCCACAGACCCCUCCAAGCCUGGGCUGGGCCUGUGAGAUGGGGUGAGGACCUUGGCCUCCUGAGCAGUCGAGGUGAGCCUCGGGGUCUGGUGGACCCAGUAGGGGGGCUGCAAACACUCCCUGAGCCCUAGGGGGGCCGGCGUGUAGUAGGUACUCGGUGCCUGGGCCCUGAGGCAGCCUCACCGCAGAACCUCUAUUUGCUUUUCUGUGCACAGCAAGGGUUGCAGCUAGCGGCUAGCAGUGGGGAGUGGGUGGGAGGCCGGCCUGGGGCAGGGUGGGGCCUGUCAGCGCCCUAUUGUUGGCUCAUGAGGGGGGACUUCCCAGGAGGCAAGGGGUUGCAUGCCGACCCCACCGCUGCCCCUCCCUAAGAACACGCUCUGGCAUCCUGGGCUGUGGGAGGUGGAGAGGUCGCAGCUGGGUACAAGGUAGGUGCUGGCACAGCCCAGCCUGGGGCGUCUGACCUGAGCUUCCGCUUCACCCCCGUCAGGUGGGCCUACGCCCCACUCGGUGGCUGUGGAGACCAGACCCAGAGGUGCACAGCUCCUUCCAGGCACCCCGUGGGUGCUGACCUCGAUGUUGGUCAGCAGUCCUCAGGUGGAGGGCCCAGGCGGAUCCCUGACCCCUGUGCGGCAGGCACAGUCCAAGCACGCAGGGGCUGGGCCAGCGCCGAUGGAAUCGGCAGUUAACCAGAUUCCUCUGGCCUUAGCCAGCCAGCCCUGAAAGGUGCCCCCCACCACGGCGCCGGGUGUCGCCCCUGCAGCAGCUGAGAGGUGGUGAGGCCUGCAGGUCCACGCCCGUCGGGCUGCUGGGGUUCAUUCCACUUCGCAGAUGAGGGAACUGAGGCUUAGAGAGGGGUGUGAGCUGCUCGGAGAGGCCGCCAUCCCCUUCCUUCCAGACCUCUCUCUUCAACUGGAAAGUUAUAUCCCCAUCCCACAGAUGAGUAAAUCAAGGCUCUGGGCGAGGAUGCUGGGGAUCCCAGGCAUGUGGUGUCAGCAACCGAGUAGGAGCUGUCUGAGGUAGAGGGUCAGGGGCUGAACCUCGUUACAGACUGAGAGAAGAGGCAGAGGCAGGCAGAGAGGUCUCCCUCCCAAGUGACCGCAACGGCCAGGGCUGGGCCAGACUGAAGCCAGGAGCUUCAUCCAGGCCUCCCACUGGGUGCAGACGUCCAAGCACUGGGGCCAUCUUCACUGCUUUCCUAGGCCACAGCAGAGCGCUGGAUGGGAAGUGGAGCAGCCGGAACCCAGACCAGUGCCAUAAGGGAUGCUGGUGCUGCAGGCGGUGGCUUAACCCACUAAGCCACGGUGCUGGCAACAUUUGUUUGUUACAGAGGCAGAGCUUGGUUCACUCCCGAAAUGGCCACACUGGCCAGGGCUGGGCCAGAUGGAAGCCAAGAGCCUGGACCUCCAUCCGGGUCUCCCACGUGGGUGCAGGGACCCAACUCCUCAGUCCAGGCCCAUCGUUGGCUGCCUUCCAGGGAGCUGGGUGGGAAGCAGAGCAGCCGGCACUGCCACUGACACGGGAUGCCAGUGUCGUAAGUGGUGGUUUAAUCUGCUGCGCCACGGCCCAGCCCCUGGGAGCCUGUCUUACUCUGCCAGCUUCGUGGGGACAUAACCUCCUGCUGUACUGUUCACCCGUUAGAUGUGGCUAGCACUCUCAUGGUUGCACAGCUGAACUGAGGACAGCCUCAUCACCCCACAGAGAAGCCUCAGUCCUGGGCCACCACAAUUCAGACCGGCCCGUCCUCGCACCUCACGGCGGGGGGAGGGGGGGGCGCCCAUUCGGCAUGUGGGCAGGGGAUUGGCUGCUUUACUGGGCUCGAUCCUCUCAGCGUUUGCCUGCUUUGUACUGUGGGAGAAGCCACAUUGCACCCACUCAGCGCUGGUGGACAUUUGGGUCAUCUCCACCUCUCGCCUCUUAGGAGCGGCCGUGUGCGAGGCUUUGUGUGGCUGCCUGUCUGUCUCGGGUGGGCACUGUGGGGUGGAAUGGCAGACUGACACGGUGACUCUGCCAGGCCACCUAUGGAACUCCCAGCCUGGUUUCCACAGUAGCUGCGUGACUUUCCACCCCCACUGUCCUCGGUUCAGUGCCUACGUGGCUGCUCUGUGGGGCUGCUGUGGCUGGGUGCACAGUCCUCUCAUGGCCAGUGGUAAUCAGCAUCUUUAUUUAUUUGAAAGGCAGAGUUGCACAGAGGCAGAGAGAGAGAGGUCUCCCAUCUGCUGCUUCACUCCCCAAAUGACCACAACGGCCAGAGCUGGACCAAUCUGAGCCAGGAGCUCCUUCCAGGACACCCAUGUGGUUACAGGGCCCCAAGCACUUGGACCAUCUUCUACUGCUUUCCCGGGCCAUAGCAGAUAGCUGGGUCAGAAGUAGAGCAGCUGGGACCUGAACCGGCACCCAUAAGGGAUGCCGGCACUGCAGGCAGCAGCUUUACCCGCUGCGCCACAACGCCGGCCCCCAAGCAUCUUUUUGUGCCCUACUUGGACACACAUCUUCUUUGGGAAAAUGCCUGCCCAGGCCUUUGCCCACCUUUAAAUGGGCUGGCAAGGGCUCGCCGUAUAUUUCAGAUGCAAGUUCUGCGUCCCACACUUGACUUGUAGCUGGUCUCUCCAGCCGCCAGGUCGUCGUCACCUCUCUGAGCGUCCUUCGGUGCACGUACGUUUUUCAUGUGGGUGCAGGCAUUUAGCUCAGCCGCUGAGAUGCCAGUUAGGACUCCCGCGCCGUCCCACACCAGAGUGCCUGGGUUCCGGUGCUGGCUCCCGCUCCACUCAGCUUCCUGCCAAUGCAGUUUGCAGCAGGGAUGGCUCAAGAAUUGAGUCCCCGGGGCCGGCACAGUGGCGCAGCGGGUCAAAGCCCUGGCCUGAAGCGCCGGCAUCCAUGUGGGCACCGGUUCUAGUCCCAGCUGCUCCUCUUCCGAUCCGGCUCUCUGCUGUGGCCUGGGAAAGCAGUAGAAGAUGGCUCAAGUCCUUGGGCCCCUGCACCCACUGUGGGAGACCCGGGAGAAGCUCCUGGCUCCUGGCUUCAGAUCGGUGCAGCUCCAGCCAUUGCAGCCAUCUGGGGAGUGAACCAGCGGGUGGAAGACCUCUCUCACUCUCCUCUCUCUGUAACUCUGUCUUUCAAGUAAAUAAAAUAAAUCUUAAUAAAAAACAAUAGAGUUCCCACUACCCACCUAGGAGACCCAGGACUGAGUUCCUGGCUCCUGGUUUUCACCCCAGCCUGGCCCUGGCCAUUGAUGGGCUUGGGGGGGAUUAACCAGAGUGAGUGGGACCUCUCUCAAAUGAAAAAAAAAAAAAAAAUUAUGUCAUGUAUUUGAAAGGCAGAGAGAGAACGACAAAGAGAGGGACUUCCCGACCAUACCCUAAAUGUCCACAAUGCCCAGAGCCAGGAGCCAGAAACUCGGGUGUCCCGUGUGGGUGGCAGGGACCCAAGUGCUCGAGCCACCACCUGCUGCCUGCCAGGGUGCAGGUUAGCAGGAAGCUGGAAUCAGGAGUGGCACAGGACUCAAAGCCUGGCACUCCGGUGUGGGACGGGGCGGCCCAAGUGGUGCCUUAACUGCUGGCACAAAACACCCACUCGCAGAUAGAUAUAAAUUCUUUUAAAAUAUUGAUGAAAUUCAACGUCUUCAAGGAAAUUGUCUCUUAUGUCGCUUGUGCUUUUGGAGCGUGUCUUUGCGCCGCGCCCAACCUCAGCCUGCUGGGGUCUCCACGCUGACCCCGUGCUGAGCGGAGCUACAACCUGGCCGGUGGCUGGCACAGGAGUCCAGCGCAGUCAGCUGUGGUCUCGGGCAAGUUGUUCCACGCCCCAGCUCGGCAUCUGUGCAACAGUAUCGGCCGGCGCCGUGGCUCACUAGGCUAAUCCUCCGCCUGCGGCGCCGGCACACCGGGUUCUAGUCCCGGUCGGGGCGCCGGAUUCUGUCCCGGUUGCCCCUCUUCCAGGCCAGCUCUCUGCUGUGGCCAGGGAGUGCAGUGGAGGAUGGCCCAAGUGCUUGGGCCCUGCACCCCAUGGGAGACCAGGAGAAGCACCUGGCUCCUGCCAUCGGAUCAGCGCAGUGCACUGGCCGCAGCGCACCGGCCACAGCUGCCAUUGGAAGGUGAACCAACGGCAAAGGAAGACCUUUCUCUCUGUCUCUCUCACUGUCCACUCUGCCUGUCAAAAAACAAACAAACAAAAAAAAACAGUAUCAACCCCGUGAGGCACAGCUGAAUACGCUGCCCGAGACCACAGCAGUCUAUCAAUGGCCUACUUAGUCAUCCUUCAUAUUACGGAAACCACAGAUUUAAGGCAGAAAUUUGGCACUGUGGAAAGUCUGCUGCAACCGUGCCACAUGUCCAAGGCUGCUGUCAGGGUGCCCAGGUGUUUCUGACAGCGCGGCCACCGCGGCUGAGCUUGGAAGGUGAGUUUUGUCCCACCCAGAGCCUGCUGGCGGUGGCCACCGAGGCCCACCCAAGGGAGCACCCCUGGCCCACGACCUUAUGCGCUCCAGGCACCCCUGAUGUUCUGUCCUGUCGCUUGUCCCCGCAGGUUCGGGGCGCCCGCCCCCCACUAGGCCAAGUGGAGGGGGCCCCCGCGCCCAAUGGGCCUGGCCAGGGCCCUGCGCCGCCUGAGCGGCGCCCUGGAGUCGGGGGACAGCCGGGCGGGCGAUGAGGAGGAGGCCGGGCCGGGGCUGUGCCGCAACGGCUGGGCGCCGGCGCAGUCGCCGGUGGGCCGGCGGCGCGGGCGCUUCGUCAAGAAAGACGGGCACUGCAACGUGCGCUUCGUGAACCUGGGCGGCCAGGGCGCGCGCUACCUGAGCGACCUGUUCACCACGUGCGUGGACGUGCGCUGGCGCUGGAUGUGCCUGCUCUUCUCCUGCUCCUUCCUCGCCUCCUGGCUGCUCUUCGGCCUGGCCUUCUGGCUCAUCGCCUCGCUGCACGGCGACCUGGCCGCGCCGCCGCCGCCCGCGCCCUGCUUCUCGCAGGUGGCCAGCUUCCUGGCCGCCUUCCUCUUCGCGCUGGAGACGCAGACGUCCAUCGGCUACGGCGUGCGCAGCGUCACCGAGGAGUGCCCGGCCGCCGUGGCCGCCGUGGUGCUGCAGUGCAUCGCCGGCUGCGUGCUCGACGCCUUCGUCGUGGGCGCCGUCAUGGCCAAGAUGGCCAAGCCCAAGAAGCGCAACGAGACGCUCGUCUUCAGCGAGAACGCCGUCGUGGCGCUGCGCGACCGCCGCCUCUGCCUCAUGUGGCGCGUCGGCAACCUGCGCCGCAGCCACCUGGUCGAGGCCCACGUGCGGGCCCAGCUGCUGCAGCCUCGCGUGACCCCGGAGGGGGAGUACAUCCCGCUCGACCACCAGGACGUGGACGUGGGCUUUGACGGAGGCACCGACCGCAUCUUCCUGGUGUCUCCCAUCACCAUCGUGCACGAGAUCGACUCUGCCAGCCCGCUGUACGAGCUGGGACGGGCCGAGCUGGCCCGGGCCGACUUUGAGCUCGUGGUCAUCCUCGAGGGCAUGGUGGAAGCCACGGCCAUGACCACGCAGUGUCGCUCGUCGUACCUCCCCGGCGAGCUGCUCUGGGGCCACCGUUUUGAGCCGGUCCUCUUCCAGCGUGGCUCCCAGUACGAAGUCGACUAUCGCCACUUCCACCGCACCUACGAGGUCCCGGGGACGCCCGUCUGCAGCGCCAAGGAGCUGGACGAGCGGGCGGAGCAGGCUUCCCACAGCCCCAAGUCCAGCUUCCCUGGCUCCCUGGCUGCGUUUUGUUACGAGAAUGAACUUGCUCUGAGUUGCUGCCAGGAGGAAGAGGAGGAAGAGGAGGCCAAGGAAGGGAGUGAGGCGGAGCAAGAAGCAGGGGCUGCCAGCCCCCGAGUUCUCACCCCGACCCUGGCGCUGACCCUGCCCCCGUGACGCAAGCCAACAUCCCCUUUCCGCUUGUGCCCCCUUUCCACGGGGGAGCAAGAUGGAGAGCUCAGCCUGCAUCGGGGGUGGGGCAGCCGUUUCCCGAGGCCCACAGGCCUGCUGGGUAAACCGUUAGCUUGUGAGCGUCUGCCAUGGCUGGUGGACCGGACCCACCACACACUGUCUGGACCUUAGCCCCUCUGCUUCUGCGCUCCUCCCUGAACCCCUUUAAGAGCCCGAUUCCUGCGUCUCACCAGAGCUGUGGCUCCAGAGCUCUGGAGCACCCAAGAGCCAAGGAAGUGGUGGCUCUAGAUGGUUCUGCCUGGCUGGGUCUGGGCUGUUGAGCAGAGCUAGGGGUCGGUGGUGUAGGGCAGGCUGCGUGCGGAGAAGGAAGCUGGCAGUUCCUGCACAGCAGCGGAUCCGGGGCUGGUGGGUGUGGCUUUGACCUGCGCUGCAAGGGGCUGUUGGUUUCCGACUCAGCCGACUGAGCGGCGAAUCACUUGUUCUAGACCGCCGAAGGCGAGAAGGCUGUGGAAUGCUGCACGUCCGAGACGGAUGCAAAACGAAGAGUGGCGACUGAGCCAAGAAAGAAAAAGAACAAACUGUGGUUUCAGAGAGCCCAAGAGUUGAUUCCUUGAGUCCAGGUUGGCUACCAAGGCAAGCGCUGGCUUGGCCUAGAGAACCGAACUCUAGACACUUUCGCUUUCUAGAAUGCACAACACAAUGACGAGUCUGUGGGUCCAGAGGGACGAAGUGACCGAUGCCCAGGGGCGAGCGAUGCUGCCAGGGCCCCCGCAGGGUGGUUUUCAUUUUUUAAAGUGCCAUUCUAGAACGUCCAAAGGAAUUUGGAUUCUGCAGCUCUGGACUGAUCACGGCGGGGGGUGGGGUGGGGGGGGGCGGGCAGUUCCCGGUUUCUGUGGCUUCCCGGUGGAACUGCGACUCUCGAGGGUUCUAGGUGACUUCCUGUGGUUCUGUCAUGCCAAAAGGAAUGAGGCUCCAGAGAUCCAGGGAUGGCCACCCCCGAGGCCUGGACGCGCUCCCCGCCUCCACGUGGGCUGCUCGGCAGCUCCAGGAGGUGGACUCGGGCUUGCUAAGCACGGUUUCUGAGGGCUCAGGUGAGACCCUGCCGGUCACAGGGCUCCUUAGUGAGCAAGGGAGGGGGAAGGGCUGGGACUGGGGAGUCUAGAAUGCGCUGGAAUCCUGUACCUAGUGACGCGUGUCUAUUUCUUAAAGAUGUUAUACAUAUGUAUAUUAUAUACAUAAUAUAAAUA
Messenger RNA from Oryctolagus cuniculus (rabbit), 8470 nucleotides. The record is from RefSeq and is a predicted model, not a curated record. Lineage: Eukaryota; Metazoa; Chordata; Mammalia; Lagomorpha; Leporidae.